ACGCUGGAGAGGGAGGUGCGCGUGCGCCUGAGCGUGGGGAUGCCGGUGAAGCCGCUAUUCGUGGAGCGGCGCUACGCCUGUUUCUGCGCGAAGGCGUCCUCGCCGCCGAGGGAGAGGGCGCUACGCGGUUUACGUAGCGUUAUUGUGAAUGGGAAAGGCGGGCGGCGGUGGAGGAGGAGGAGGAGGGGGAUGAUGUCAGCCUGCGAAUGUCAACAAUGUAGCGAUUGAGGGGAGUAGGCGGCGUUCCGUUGGGGAGAGCGCGAGCCACGGGGAGAGUGUAACCAACAGAACGGGGGCAGCCGCCGCAGCAGUAGCAACACGCCGCCGGGCUGCGAAGGCACCGAGUUGCCACCGCCUUGUGCAGCCGCCGCCAGUCCCGAGUGCAGCAGCAGCAGCAGCGUAGCGAUUCCUGUGCGACUCCCCCUCCCCACGUCCCCCUCCCCUGCUGCAGCCUUCCCUCCUCCUCCUGCUGCUCCCCGUCCCCUCCCUCUAUUUUUCUCUGCAAAGACUUUGGAGGCAGCUGGUUUUUAAGCCAUCGCCAUGUGAGGUGCGUCUCCGCGGGUGCACAUUCCUAAUCGCAAAAAAUAACCCUCCCCCUCCCUCAUCAGCAAAUCCAGCCCCCACCCCACCCCCUUCCACGUCCCACUCUGCCCCCGAGCCCCAACGGGCUGGGGAGGCUGCAGCGAGAGGAGAAGGAUCGGAAGUUGCAGGCGAAGAAGGUAUAACUAUAGGUGUUUCUUACGGCAAAAAAGUUGAGCCACACAACAUCCAGUUGGAGAUAGUAAACUGCCUAAAGCAGCAAUUUGUUUGCCUGAAAAGAGUUGCCAGGGGCUGUAUGUUGGGUUUAUAUCAAUUGAGCUGCCAGAAAUUUGCCUCAUAAAGCUUUGAUGGUCCACAUCUUAAUGGAUUGCUGUAGCCUCUUAAUUUCUCCAUUCAUCCAGUUCCCAGCAUCGUGAGAAGAUUAGCCAGCACAGAACCUAGAAAAAUUACAUGUCAAAAAACACAUGCUUCGUUGGACCAACAGGGAAAUCAAAUUUCCAAAGGUGACAACUCAACCAUUGGAACACCUGGGUGGUAGACAUUCAUAUCCCCUCUGUACUGUUACCAAGAGCAGUCCAGCUGAUCUCAACUGUCAUGAUAGUAGGGUGUGAACGGAAUGUCUGUGGAUGAGAAGACUGAAUCCCCCAUGUAUGUGUAUGAGUCAACAGUCCAUUGUACCAAUAUCCUCCUGUGCCUAAAUGACCAGCGGAAGCAGGAUAUUCUCUGUGAUGUGACUUUGAUUGUGGAGGGGAAAGAGUUUCGAGCCCACCGGGCUGUGCUGGCUGCUUGCAGUGAAUACUUCUUGCAGGCACUGGUUGGGCAGACGGAAAAUGACCUGGUUGUCAGCCUGCCAGAGGAGGUCACUGCCAGAGGAUUUGGUCCAUUGUUACAGUUUGCCUACACUGCUAAGCUGUUACUCAGCAGAGAAAACAUCCAGGAGGUCAUCCACUGUGCUGAAUUCCUGCGCAUGCACAACCUGGAGGACUCCUGCUUCAGCUUCCUUCAGACUCAGCUGCUGAACAAUGAAGAUGGCCUGUUCCUGUGCAAAAAGGAUACCACCUGUCAGAGAAUGCACGAUGAAGAGAACUCUGAUGGAGAAGAGGAGGAAACUAUGGAAUCAGAGACUUCAAAGAUAUCCUGCCCAAGGGAAAGAAUGCAUCAGGAACCCUUUAACUUUGAAUCCACUAGUUCUGGAGCAGACAAGGAAGAAGGGAUGCUGCCUGACUCUGACAUGCUGAGAGAUAGCAAGGACAGUUUGGACAAAGACUCAGUAACACGGUACCCAAGAUAUAAGAAAUACCAGCUUGCUUGUACCAAGAAUGUCUACAACACAUCACACAUCAGUACCUCAAGUUUUGCAAGCACAUUCAGUGAAGAGAGUUCUGGAAAUGGCCUCAAAUCAGGACUUGCUGUGGGGCAGAUAAAAAGCGAGCCUCAGAAUGAGGAAAACGAUGAAGAAAGCAUCACGCUUUGCCUGUCUGGAGAUGAACCUGACAUCAGGGAUAAAGAAGGGGAUGUUGAAAUGGACAGGAAACAGCCAAGUCCCACUUGUGUUGACGGGUCUAAAAGUGUGUCCUCUCCUUCCUGCUUAAGGUCUUUCUUCAACAGAACAAAAAGCGUAGAUUUGGUUGGCUUCCCCAGUACUUCCCAACAGCACUUUGCCAGGGGUCCAGCAUGCCCUUUUGACAAAGGGACAACUCAGGGUGACCAGAAAACUGACUACAGCCCUUUCACAGGGAAUUAUGGACAGUCCCAUGCCAUUCAGAAGGAUACUUCCAACUUCACAAUGGGAUCGCCACUCAGAGGGCCUGGUUUUGAAGCACUCUGUAAACAGGAAGGUGAACUGGACAGGAGGAGUGUUAUAUUCUCUUCAAAUGCUUGUGACCAAGUAAACACUUCAGUGCAUUCAUAUUCUGGUGUGAGCAACUUGGACAAAGACCUCACUGAGACUGUGCCAAAGGGUCUGUGGGCUGGAGGCAGCCAAUCCCUUCCUAGUUCACAGACCUAUUCCCACAGUGGACUGACAGCUGAUCACUUGCCAGGAAGGAUGCGGCCUAACACCAGCUGCCCGGUGCCAAUUAAAGUUUGCCCUCGCUCUCCUCCUUUGGAAACCAGAACCAGGACCUCUAGCUCAUGUUCCUCCUACUCAUAUGCAGAGGAUGGCAGUGUUGGUUCUCCCUGUAGCCUCCCUCUGUGUGAGUUUUCAUCUUCCCCCUGUUCCCAAGGAGCUCGAUUCCUGGCCCCUGAACAUCAGGAGCCAGGCAUGAUGGGAGAUGGAAUGUACAACCAAGUCAGACCCCAGAUUAAAUGUGAGCCAUCCUAUGGAACAAACUCCAGUGAUGAGUCUGGGUCGUUCUCAGAAGCAGACAGUGAAUCAUGUCCUGUGCAAGACAGAGGACAUGAGGUGAAGCUUCCUUUUCCUGUAGAUCAAAUCACAGAUCUUCCACGGAAUGAUUUCCAGAUGAUGAUAAAGAUGCACAAGUUAACCUCAGAACAGUUAGAGUUCAUCCAUGAUGUUCGCCGGCGCAGUAAGAACCGGAUUGCAGCUCAGCGCUGCCGCAAAAGAAAACUGGACUGUAUUCAGAACUUAGAAUGUGAAAUCCGCAAAUUGGUGUGUGAGAAAGAGAAAUUACUGUCUGAAAGGAAUCAGCUGAAAGCAUGCAUGGGAGAAUUGUUAGAUAACUUCUCAUGUCUUUCCCAAGAAGUGUGUAGGGAUAUGCAGAGCCCUGAACAGAUCCAAGCCCUGCACCGAUAUUGCCCUGUUCUCAGGCCUAUGGAUCUACCAACAGCCACCAAUAUCAACCCUUCACCAGCUGGAGUAGAGCAAAACCUAGUGACAUCCCAGUGUGUUGGGGAAGGCAUGCAGUGCUGCUCAGAGCAAGACUCUGUGCAACUAGGAGCUCACUGGCUACCUAACAACGUCUCCGAAAAUUGUACAACCGGAAGAGGGCUUGAUGGAGCUGCCCAAGGUACUUACUCAGAAAGAGAGCUCCCUCUAGAACAGAGUAGCCAAACAGUGACAGUAGACUUCUGUCAGGAAAUGACUGAUAAAUGUACAACAGAUGAGCAGCCUAGGAAAGAUUACACCUAGUGACUUGUAACCUUACAUUACACCUGGUCAGGUGUUCUUCAGUCAGCCAGUGGCAGUAUUCAUUUGUUGUCUAGAAGAACGUAUUUGGUGCACACUACAGUGGUCUUAGCAGCAAUACUGUUUUUAAGUAUUCCCUCCUCUCUACAAGCAGGAGUUAUCUUCACAAUGGUGCUAUCCCUUGCUCAGGCAGGGAAUUAAACAGUGGCAACACUGUCUGUUUUUGUAUGUUAAUUUCAAUCUUAACAGGGAUGGACAUAACACCUCUGAGGACCCAACUGCAGCUUUUUUCUCAGUGACCCAUGUCACAAAACCCUAACUCAGGAAUUUCCUCUGAAUGUUCAAUUUUUCAUUGAAGACAGCUUCUUUACACAUCAAAGUUUUAUAGCUAAACUGUACAUAUUAUAUAUAAUAUAUAUAAAAUAUAUAUCUCCAUAUGCAAAAGUCCCUGCAUGCCUCAAUUUUUCUCAUCCUACAACUGGAAACUUUCAUUUAUAUUGUAUAAACAAGUUCCAACAUUCCUUUUUUGUCUUUAAUGCUAGAACUAGUUUGGUAACUUGUUACAUGAUUUUUUUUCUUGGUUCACAGUUCAGCAAUAUCAUUCAGUUUGUACUUAUUUAUAAAAUUUUAAUGUUGGAAGCUUAUCUGAGAUUUUAAUUAUAUCCAGGUUUUUGAUUUUGGCACAGCCAUGUUGUGCCAUUUGAGCAAUGUGGAUUUAUUUUAUUUUCUUGCAGAUACUGUACAGUAAUGGUCAACUUUGCCACUUGCACUGAGUUUCUGGUCAAACCUCUUUUCAUAAUGAAGUUGUGACUUCAGUAUAACUUGAGUAUACUGUAUUCUUUGCUUUAUAGUUGAAAGAAAAUUAUAAAGUUUUAGCUAAUAGAAAAAACACUCAGGAGAUGAUUAUGUAGGAAGAACAAUCUUGCCAAAUACUGAAUUCACCCUAUAAUGUGUAAAAGAAAAUCUGCUUGAAUAUUUUUAUAUUCUUUUUCUUUCCCAAACAAAGUUUAAAUGCUGUUAAUUAUGAUUUUGGACUAUAUGGUAAGAUGUAUUUUGCUCUUUAAUAAAAUAUAAAAAGUGGGUCAGUCAAGCAUAUGUUCCUAAAUUGGGGUCCAAGGUCCUCAAAGCCCAUUGAAGUAAAUGGAAACACACCCAUCAACUUCAGUGGGUUUUGGAUCAGACCCCGAAUCUGCACCCUUUCCCAGGCAAGUUGUCGCUACUCAGACGUAUAGUCCAAUGAUUCUCAACCUACUUACCAUUCUGGGCCACAUAUGCAGCUCUCUGUGUUAUGUGGGUCACAUCCAUAAAAUAUAUAUACUACCUGUAUGGCCCUGAGGAUGUCACAUGGGCUGCAGCUAUAUGCUGAUUGGGCCACAAGCAGGCCGUGGGUUGAAAACAACUGGUAUAGUAGCAUUGGUCCUGAUUUUGAUCUCCCACCAGUUUUACCAGGGUGUUACUCCAUUUACUUCAGUGGACUUACUCUUGAUUCUCACUGGUGUGAGAUCAGAAUCAGGCCUAUUGAAAUCUGACUAGUCAUGUAGGAAAGAAUUGCAAGAUCAGGCCCAUAACUGAGACUUACAGAUGUUUGCUUACAGAAGUCAAGUGAAUGCUGUAUACCCUAAGGAGCAAAACGUUACCUGAUUUGGUUGCUUACCAUUUGAAGUGUUGUGUUAUAGAAUCCUCUUAUUCUACAGCAUUGCCAUCAGCACAAGUCAACUUCUAAAAGAGUGCUGUCUCACAGGAGACUGCUCAGAGAAUUGGCUUAGUUGUAACUGUAUUGAAUUUGUAUCUCAAGUGAUACGGUGAAACAGGUAAUCAGUGAAUUGUGUUAUGAUAGCGUGGGACAGCAGCUUUCCAAGCAUAACAUCUAUGUACAGCAUAGGCAGAAAAACGUCCUCCUAACAUUUUUAUUAUGAAUUAGUAGUAAUAGUAUCAGUAUUAGUAGUAUUAUAAGUGUAUUGAAUUAUAUUUUGUGAUUCUUUUCCCUAUUUGCGCCAGGGUGUGUGGCUAGUACUGAGGCUUUAUCCUGGACAACACCACCCAUGCUGUACAGAUUGACAUUGUUCACUCUUGCUGCAAAAUUGACCAGCUGGGCACACCUGUUUGAAAAAGCAGCUUUUCACAAGCACUAAGUGACAAUAGGUUCUGUUGUGCUAAUGUUUACACUACGGGUGUGUCCUGGUGCUCUUUUGAGGCACUCAGUAAAUCAGCAUCUUUUCCUGGAGGAGGAAUCAGCUCCCUCUCUCCUCUAUUUUUGUGUUUUGAGAUUGUGCUCAUGGGCCGUCACGGACUUGCCAGUCUUGCUUCUGCUCUCUUCUCCCAAACGACGGUAGCCUAGCUACGGAGGAGGAAAUGCAUAUAGCAUGUGCCAUGUUUGUUGAAAAAUGUUUUUUCUGCAUGCACAAAGAAAUUAGUAUAUAAUGUAGGAUAUGUGAUUUUUUUUUAAAUCAUAAUUUAUGUUUAAGUAUUAACCGUUUCUGUGCAAAAUCCUUAUCUUUAAAUGUUCAGAGAUAUCCAAAUGCCACAAAUUCCUAAUUCACACAGUUGAAGAAGGGGGGAAAGUCAUCCUUUCUUUUAAAAGAUAGAGAUCUAAAUAUAUUGGAACACUUCCCACCCCCAGCCAUUUUGUGCAGCAAACUGAGCUAGAAGCUCUUUCUGGGGAAUUUGAUUUUCCUUUGAAUUCAUUGACGUUGCAGAACAACUCUGUGUUUGGCAGAGAUGUCUUGUUUCUGUGAGACCAUAGUGAAAGCUAGAGUUUAAAACUAAAUGUGAAUCACAUUAUAGCAUCAUAGCUAUUUUUUUUUGUCAACUGACAGUAUUUUAAAGACUUUCUGUUGCCUUUUUUUUAUUUUUAAGUGACCACCUAUAUAGAUAGAUGGAAUGUUUUAUGAGUAUAAAACAAAGUUUGAACUAGCAUCCUGACAUGAAGAUUUACCCUGCUAACGACUCAUGUGCAACUGGUACUCUUGACCUCAUUCCAACGGUUAAAAACAAACAAACAAAAAAGCCACCCACAGAACAUGUGCUGCAGCUCUUGGGAUCGACCCGGCUCAUUCUGGUGCUGGGCCUCCUGAUUUUCUUUUUCAUGGGAACUGAUAUUUAAAACCACUGCUCAAAUAAGUCUCUCUCUCUCGCUCGCUUUUCAAGCUUUUCAUGAUGUUUGAUUUCAUUCUUCACCGUUAGAAGUGACUGAUUUGUCAUUGCUUCCUUGACCUGUAUUUACGCGUAUAUGUUUUUGCUCUUCUGAACCAUGUGGCUCUCAAAACUGUUAUUGGGUUAACUUUAAAGGGAAACAUCUAGGAGAAUUAGCUUCAGAACUGGACAUGAGUUGAAAUAAAUAAUCUGAUAUUAAAACAGUUGACCAAAAAUCCAAUUUUAAAAAAAAGUUAACUACAAUAUUUAGCAAAUUAAGAGGUUUAGCCAACAAAAAUGUAUCUUUUUAAAUAAGGAUCAUGCAGUUAUUCAUGAAGAAAGCUGCAGUUUCUGGUCUCUAAUGUAUUGCUUUGAAAUUUUGUGCAAGAUUGGGCCGGGUUGUCAUAUUGAAUGCUGCACCAAUAUAGCAUGAGUGUGAAUUCUUGAGCCAUCUAGCUUUGUCCAGUACAUCUAGUUCUCCUUUUUAUUUACCUUUGCUAUACUUGUAUUGCCAGAAAACCUCAUUUCAUUUAGGCUUAUUAUACUUGUGUCAAAUGAGUACUACACUAUAUAAUGUAUUUGUUUCUCUGCGUUAUCUGGAGGUGCCUUGGAAGUAAUUAAAGUUCAUUAAAAGCUGAUUCUGGAACAAAGAGGUAGCGGGGAAAAAAAGGUCAGCCAUGUUAUCAGGACAUCUCAGUAUUUAUAUCACAGACUUCCUAACAUAUGAUGACUCAGGCGUCAGAGUUUGAUGCUGCAGUAUAAAACUAUUAUUUUAUAUAUUGUAUGCGUAAUUUAUUAUGUCUUUCUAAGAUAUAUGCUGCUUUUAAGAUGCACUAUAUUUUUGGAUCUAAUCCUUGUAUUCCUCCUCCCCACCCCCAGGAAGUAAAAAAUGUUGUGUUGCAAAGGCAAACCACAGUGAUUAGUACGCCAACUGCUACCUCUCUUUAAAAGGGAGAGUGGGAACUAGAUAAAAGUAACUUUGUCAAUAAAGAAUAACUGGCUGCCAGAGAAAUUAUUAAUGCUGAUAGUAUGGUUGUUAAUCCUAACUUCAACACUUUGUUGAGUCUUUAUUUUAAAAAGCUUAAAUAGAAAUGCAUAUUUGUAUAGUUAGAUUUUUAAUAUUUAACCUUAUGAUUGCCAAUGAAAGAAAACAAACCUGUAUGCUGGAGUUGGCAUAAUCCUAUAAGAGAAAAUUUGACCUUUUAAGGAAAACAUGAUGAAACACUGUAAUUCCAGAAGUUAGAUCACAUCCUCACUGGUGUCAUAUAUUCCAUUGCUGUUUAUGUUAAAAUAGAAAUAAAUCUGGGAUUAGAGAACAGAACUGUAGUGUAUUUUAACAUAAAACAUAGGGAAUAUUAGUCAAGCCUACACAAGCUUGCAUUCUAAUCUACUUCAAGUCCUCCACAGUUAAACUGAUUACCUUGAUUUAAAUGAGGAGCAAUCUUCAUCUCCUUCCAAUUUGAAAUACGUUUUGUGAUGAUUUGUUAGCAGGUUCCAUAGUCUACAUUUGCAUCAUUUUAAAUGUAUGUCUUUUAGAUUCUGUCUAGAAAAGGUUUAGCUUCAGUAAGAGCAAUGGAGUUGAUGAUGUAGCCAAGAGGAUCUGCUGAGUAUGGCAUGUCUUAAUGUUUCUAGCUACACCUUACUUUAGAUAAAAAUAACACAAAGAAUUUAUAUUCUGUUGCCUCCUACAACAUAUAAUGUGUAUUUUCUCUACACAUCAAGGUUGUAUUGUAGUUUGUCUCUGCCAAGGCAAUCCAAAACUUAGUUAUAUAUGUAAUUACAGUUAGUGUGUGUAUGUUCACCUGUUUAUAAUACAUAUAUGUAGAUUUAUAAUACUGUUUGAAAUAUUUCAUGACUCAGGCAUCAGACUUGAUGCUGCAGAAUACAAUAUAUGUGUAUAUACAUGUGCAUUCAAAAAGUGACUCUUUAUAUAAAAAAAUCUAUUGUUGGUGGAUUGUAGAAUAAUAAAUUAUUCUCUUUAGUGUGAAAGAUAUAAUGGCAUUACUUGCAAUGACAAAGUGUACAGUAUUUUCCUACACUCCACCAAGAUAGGUAGUAUUUAUAUCAAAUUUUUUACUGUAAUACACAUAUAAUGCUGCCAUUGGGCAAAUAAAAUCCCCUUUUUUGGCAGUGAGGAAUGCUUAAAAUGCUUUUUUUAAAACUGUGACAUAAUAAUUAGCCAAAUCAAACAAUAGGAAAAAUAACAGUUGGGUAAAUCCCAUUCUUAUUCCAGUUUUGUUAACUUUAUAUGAAAUAGCCGUUUAUGUAGGUGUAAUCCACCCACAUGAUUAAAAAACACACAUGCAAUGCCGAAAUUGUCGCUUUGGGCUGAUUACGGGCAUACAGAAAAUAACUGACUUUGAAAAAGUGGAUAAGACAGAAUUGUCAGUAUUUGAUUUUGUCCACUUCUUAGAACUGGAGAUGGCUCCAAAACCAAACGGGGAUGCUUGGAUCCACAGACUUUUGGGAGAGUCCAGAAUCUGAACUCUGGGUUUCGCAGCUGAACCCAUCACUAUAACAGGGCCAAGCCAACAACCCUAAAGUUUAUGGUGUGAUGGGGGAGCAAUUUCAUUAUCUGGAUUGUUGUUCUCUCUUGGACCCAUCAUAUUUAGAACACUGCAUUUUCCUGAGACAAGGUUAUCCUGCAUUUGUACUAUAACUGAAAGAAUUGUAUGUGUUUAGAUACUGUACUCGCUACUCAUGCUCUGACCGAAAGUAUCUGGAUCCUUCAGACUAGCAGAAAUUAUACUAAACGCUUUGGUGAUCUUCGAUGCUUGUUAUUUGCUAUUAAUUUCAAGCAUCACCUUUUGAUUUCAAGAGUGGAAUUGCCCUAAGAGUUUGUUCCAGAACCAGUUGGAUACAAGUGCACCUCUAAUAUAUGCCUUACAGAUUUCAGAGGCCAUAUUCAAAACAGGGUUUUAUCCGUGUAUGCAAGGGGGUACAACCCCUCUUCUCUUCCUCCACAGGUCAAACAGUAUAUGGACAGUUUUCACACAUAUCUACCUGUAUAAUCCUCUGUACCUCUCAUAACUGGUCAAUGACUGUAACAGGUUACAUCAGGUGUUUUUCUACAUACUUUUUACACAGAUUCUAUGCGAUUAAUGUAACUUAAUUCAAUGCAUCAUUUUAUUGUACUAGUUCUUAAGCUUGUCUUUAUUAUUUUUUUCUAGGUGACUGUGGUUUCUUGUGAUUUUUAUUGUAUAAACGAGAUGGCUGUUGAUGCUUAUUCUCUGUUACUAAGAAUUUUUACCUUUUUGGAAAAAAAAGCAUUGUUAUGAACUAAUGAAUUUAAAACUUCAUUUACUCAUUGUAAAUACAGUAUUGUGCAAAAAAAAAAACUUUCCAUUCAUUUGAAUUGCUAGUGUUAACUGAAUUUUGUCUAGACACCAUUUCUGUUGAUGAAAUAAAGACAUAUCAUUAUGUAUUGUAUAUCAA
Messenger RNA from Chrysemys picta bellii (western painted turtle), 10195 nucleotides. It is a transcript of the gene BACH2, whose product is annotated as BTB domain and CNC homolog 2. NCBI's taxonomy places the organism in Eukaryota, Metazoa, Chordata, Testudines, Emydidae. Gene Ontology annotation, biological process: regulation of transcription by RNA polymerase II. Gene Ontology annotation, molecular function: DNA-binding transcription factor activity, RNA polymerase II-specific; protein binding; RNA polymerase II cis-regulatory region sequence-specific DNA binding. The record is from RefSeq and is a predicted model, not a curated record.